ACAGCUCCGCUGCUAAACCCGAGCAGAGAGCGGAGCAUCAGCGUGCGGUUGCGCCAGGGGAGUGGGGUAUGGCGGGGUGGCUGUUUCUGGCAGUAGUGCUGCUUCGUGCCGCGUUAAAGUGCUUGGCAAACUUACUAGUUGAUAAAAAUAAUGUGUAAUGAGGGACCCAGGAGUUAGGCAUCGUUAGGGCUAAUAAACAGGUUGAUAAAGAGUGUGUGUGUCAAAUCUAAACGUGGCUUAGCCUUUCCUCUUUGUUACGCCUGUGUGUUUGUGCUUUCUACAUGCUACUUGGUCUAAUAGAGGAUAAUAUUUUUCUCUACAAACCAGAGUUCCCAUAGUUAAAAUACAGGACUAGGUAAUUGUUUACUAAUAAGUUUAUGGAGAGACCGUAGCUCAAAACUUAAUCCUGAGGGAAGGCCAGAUCUGGAUCUAGAGGAUGGACUUGGAAAUGCUCUCUGUUUUGACAAUACAGCUAUUUCAAGAAAGAAGGAAUGAAGUGAAUCCUUUGUGUAAUUGUAUCUGGGACUGGAUUUUUCAUAAAUGAUUUAUGCUUUAAUCUCUGUGAUCUCAAUGUAAGGAUAACUGAGUGAACGCUUUAGCUAAGUAGCUUCCCUUUUCUGGUCUUAAGUUUCAAUAUGCAUUUCCACCAUUGUACUGCCUACGUGAUGAUAUGGUUGCAUAAUGUUUUUAACAACGGUAUUAUUCCGAAAGAGAAUUCCUGGAAAGCAAUGGAUUGGGAAGUACAGGCGACCAAGAGUGGUUACCCUUGCAAUGAAGCAAGCAAUGAUCCAAAGGUUGGAGAUUGAAGCAGAGAAUGAAUAUUGGCUGAGUCGACCUUACCUGACGCGGGAACAGGAGUACAAACAUAACACAGAAGAGAGACGUGCAAGAUGGGAGGCUUUCAAAAGCCGGGUGAGAGCCAAGUUGCCUGAGCACAGAUACAUCAGUGAUGACUUAAACCACUUAAAUGUGACGAGAAAGUGGACAGCUUGAAUAAUACGGCGUAUUUGCAUUUGGCAUGUAUUAUGUGCUACCAUGGCAUCUGGUGUUGUACCUAGUAUGGUAGUUUUGUAAUUCAGUAUAAUAUGGGUGGAUGGCAAAUGAGCCUUUGCUGCAGUGUACAAAAUCUUACAUUAAAGGAGGCCUGUGGAGCAGUG
This is a messenger RNA of Strigops habroptila (Kakapo), 1157 nucleotides long. RefSeq names its product mitochondrial ribosomal protein L57 (gene MRPL57). Gene Ontology annotation, cellular component: mitochondrial ribosome. The transcript has 2 exons. Lineage: Eukaryota; Metazoa; Chordata; Aves; Psittaciformes; Psittacidae. Gene Ontology annotation, molecular function: structural constituent of ribosome. The record is from RefSeq and is a predicted model, not a curated record. The coding region runs from base 682 to 993 and encodes 103 amino acids. Gene Ontology annotation, biological process: mitochondrial translation.